AUGGUGAAACCCCAUUUAUUAUCACUCUCCUUGCUAUUCAUCAUUCUAUGCACAAUCAAAUACUCACAACAAACUUUUGAUAAUAACAAUUUCUUAAUGAGCUUCCCACAACCUAAUCAAAUAUUAGAUUACCUUAACAAUACAACAUAUGCUGUUUCGGCAUAUGGGGCUUCGCACAAGCAACUAUGCUUCCACUGCCUUAGUGCAUCGUCGAGAUUUUUGGCCGCACAUAACAUAGCUCGGGCCAAAAAAGGAGAGCCACCGCUCUUUUGGGAUGCUAAGCUUGCUAGGCAUGCACGACGUUGGGCCUCACAAAGGAAAGCCGACUGUGCCCUAAAGCAUUCCUUCCAGGAUGGCGAGUUCACGCUAGGAGAGAACAUAUUUUGGGGUGGUGGCUCUGAUUGGACACCGGCCAACGCCGUUGAAGCAUGGAUGGAAGAGGAAAAGGACUACUCGUACGAGAGUAAUAGUUGCGCCAAUGGCAAAAUGUGUGGCCACUAUACACAAAUUGUGUGGCAAAGUACUAAAAGAGUGGGUUGUGCUAGGGUUAUUUGUGACAAUAAAGAUACAUUUAUGAUUUGUAAUUAUGAUCCUCCGGGUAACUAUAUAGGUGAGAAACCGUAUUGA
Cannabis sativa is the source of this 627-nucleotide messenger RNA. RefSeq names its product pathogenesis-related protein PR-1-like. The record is from RefSeq and is a predicted model, not a curated record. The coding region runs from base 1 to 627 and encodes 208 amino acids. Gene Ontology annotation, cellular component: extracellular region. The transcript has a single exon. NCBI's taxonomy places the organism in Eukaryota, Viridiplantae, Streptophyta, Magnoliopsida, Rosales, Cannabaceae.